AUAUACAAAAUUCUAAUAAUUUUCGUAGUGUCUGCAGCUUCUGACGGAUAGUUCUAUAGUACCAAGUGUUUGCAUCAAUUCAACAGAUAAUCAAACAUGACGGAAGACGUGAGACCAGAAGUUAUCAAAAAGACUCAGGAUCUUCUUGGAAAAUAUUUUAAAAAACCACCACUUACCGAUAAAUUGUUGAAAAAGCCUCCGUUUAGAUUCCUGCAUGACAUUGUGUCAUCGGUGAUCAAAGAAACUGGAUUUCUUGAUGGUCUAUUUUCAGAAGAUGAAUUGAACUCUGAUAAUAUAAAGGAUAAAGAUGCUAAGCUUUCCUACUUAACAAAAUUGAUCGAUGUUGUGAAGCUGAUUACUGGAAGCAAUCUUACCGUACGACCCAAUAAAAUCAUUAGCGGACAUGAACCGAUUAAAACCAAUGAGUUAUUACAAGCUAUUGGAAAAGCCCUCGAUAAAAAAGUGAGCAGUGUGGAAGCAAUAGAGCAUUACAAAAAUGGUAGCAGCGGCACAAAGGGGCCUGGUAAACCAAAAUUAGCUACUAAAAAACCUACAUCAAGACAAUCUUCACAGGUGAAAAAAUCAAUUGAAAAAGAAAAGCCUUUGGCUGAUCAGAGAAAAAAGUCUACUAGUAUCAGCAAAGGAGCAUCCAAGGAAAGUAAAGCACAUAGCGAAGAUAGACAUGAAAAACAUCGUGAACAGGAAAAAGAAAAUAAAGCAAAAGGGACAGCUGGAAAUGAUGAAAAGCUGUCAGAAAUGCUUCCUGCAGAGCCAGUUGAAGAAAAACAUCCAUCAUCUGUCAGACGGCAAAAAAGUUCACGUUCCAUUCAACCUAACGAAGACCCUUUGUCACCAAAGACUUUGAAGUCUGCAAACGGCAAACCUGCUUUGUCGGACGCUACAAAUUCACCGACUCAUAGAGUGGAAGAUUCAUCAUCUAAUGAUAUUAAGCCAGAUGUUGAAACGCCCAAACAAUCACAGCAAGACAUUCAGGACUUAGAGAUGACAAUAGGCAGCACAUCAGAUGUUAAACAUUCUGCUGAAUUGAGAGCGAGAAGAGUUGAAUCUUCUAAGGGGUAUAAAAAUAAAGAAGAUUCUAAUUUACUGUCACCAAGUCAUAAAAUCCAUAAGUCAGCGACAGCAAGGAAUAAAAUAGAAAAACAACACACUUUUGAUAAUCCUGGAUCACCACCACCAAAAUCUGUAUCAACUUUGGAUGAUUCCAUGAACAUUUCUAACAUUCCUGAACCUACAGUGGUCAGACCAAAAACAUCGCUUCGCCCACCGAGUUCAAGGCCAAUUAGUGCCAGACCUGCAGCGCCAAGAGUACGCUCAAAAGCUGAAUUCAUCUUUAAUGAAGAUAUAACAACUCCGUUAGGCACUGUUAAUGUGAUAGUAGAAAAUUUCGACACAAAAGAAGAUGAUGAUAUUGACGAUAUGGUAGUAGUGGAAACAAUUGGAAGCGGCGAUUCCCUUAAUGUUGAAGAAUUAACUAGAACUGAAAGUCGACUUUCCGAAGAGCACGGCCACCUUGUAGCUCAAAUUUUAGAAACCCAGAGAGAGUUGAUCAAUACAGAUAAUGUUGAUGUCAUGCCCAAGAAGGUGGAGAUUGAAUGGGAGGCAGGUGCGAGAAGAGAUCGAGGAUCAACUAUAAAAGAAGUCGACAAGAUGCGCAGUUCUAUUCAAACGUUAACGCGAGCGACGAAUCCGCUGGGUAAAUUAUUAGAUUAUCUGCAGGAAGAUGUAGAAAUGAUGCAGAAGGAAUUGCAAGAGUGGAGAACUCAAUACAAUAAAUUAAGUGAACAAUUACAACAGGAACAUAUCUUAACGCAAGAGUCCAUAGAACCAAUGAAGGGGACUCUUAGUGAGAUCGAAGAGAAUAUCAAAGUUCAGUCCGAUAAAAUAUGCCAAGCAAAAGCAAGCAUAACAAAAAAUGAUAGGAAAUUACAGCGAUUACUGAAUGGCUAAGGGACCAAAAAGGCUCGAUCCACAAGAACCGAAGCUUUUAUCUGGAAAUUCAACACUUGAGCCCCAUUUGAGAAAAACCCUGCAUUUUUGCAGCAACAGGAGACAAUCUUCUGGCAGCUAAAUCAUAGGAAAUCAAAAGAUUUCUACCACCCUUCUGGUUUCUGGCCCCCUAGACAUUAAUAAAAUCACAUGUAUUUUGUUAAACUAUAAGGCUGGAAGAAAUUGAUUCAUGGAGUUUGUUACAUAUAUUGCUAAUUUAUUUAUUGAAAACUUGUAUCGUUCAACACAUCAGUUGAUUUGUAGAGAUUUUUCUCAAUAAAGAUCGAAAAUCGGAUGACAGUAA
Messenger RNA from Athalia rosae (coleseed sawfly), 2311 nucleotides. It is a transcript of the gene IFT54, whose product is annotated as TRAF3-interacting protein 1. Lineage: Eukaryota; Metazoa; Arthropoda; Insecta; Hymenoptera; Athaliidae. Bases 97 to 1968 code for a protein of 623 amino acids. The transcript is spliced from 11 exons. The record is from RefSeq and is a predicted model, not a curated record. Gene Ontology annotation, biological process: cilium assembly; regulation of microtubule cytoskeleton organization; intraciliary transport. Gene Ontology annotation, cellular component: ciliary basal body; centrosome; axoneme. Gene Ontology annotation, molecular function: microtubule binding.